UCCCCGCCGUCACAGCGUCGACGCCUCGACUAACGGCCACGUCGUGGACGCCCUCGUCGUGGACGCCCUCGUCGACGGCCCCGUCAUGGCGCGACGGCGCCUCGUCUACCUGUCGCUGCUGGCCUUCGCCGUGGCCUUCGCCGUGGCCUUCGCCCCGGACGCGGCCUCGGCCGAGGGCCUGUACGGCGUCACGGGCCAGAAGUGCGACUUUGAGAACUCGACCAACCCCGGCUGCGGCUGGAAGUGGAAGCAGACCGAGCACGGCUUCCGCGUCGUCACCGGCCAGGAGAUCGCCUCGCUGCAGCAGAACGUCAAGGGGCUCAGCGGGCCCACCAUGGACGCCAACAACAACACGCAGGGCCACUUCCUGUUCCUGAACGUGCAGCCCAACUCGUCGGAGCCGCUGCACCUGACCAGCCCACUGUACACCUUCUCCAACGGCGUGUGCAAGCUGCAGCUGUCCCUGCACACUGCCAACGUGUCCAGCAACGCGAGCGACCCCGCCGGUCUGGCGGGCCAGGCCGGCCACUCGGCCAACGGCACCAUCGCGGUCUUCGCGGAGAGUCCGCAAGGCAACGGGUCCUACGUCCGCUGGGUGUUCAAGCAGAACGUCGCCAACACGGAGAACGCGUGGCAGCAGCACACCAUCUUCAUCGGGCGCGUGCUGCAGACCAUCCGCAUCGUCAUCGAGAUCGCCAACAACAGCCAGCGCUCCGGCCACGUGGCCAUCGACAACCUGCAGCUCGUCAAGUGCUUCCACGGGAACCGGCUGAAGACGGGCGAGCAGUGCAGCACGCCCUCCAACUUCCACUGCCCCACCGGGUCCGGGGAGACGGACCAGUGCCUGGCCCACUCCCACGUGUGUGACCUCGUCAAGGACUGCCCCAACGGCGAGGACGAGGACGACGAACAGGACUGCCUGAAGGUGCCCCGCGGCGCGCGCUGCGACUUCCAGGACGGCAUGUGCGGCUGGAACGCGUCGACGCCGCACCGCGCAGUGCAGUGGAAGCGCCUCAACGGGUCCACGCCCGGCUACAAGGGCGCCAAGGACCACACCUACGGCAACGACACCGGCAUGUACCUCUACGUCGACACCACCAACGGCGAGCUGGGCCAGGAGGCCCUGCUGGACAGCGCCGUGUUCAACCCGCCGCCGCCGUGCCACCGCAACGAGACGGCCAAGAAGUGCUACAAGUCUUGCGAGUUCCGGUUCUUCUACCACCAGUACGGCCAGCACGGCGGCUCGCUGGCCGUCAGCGUCUUCGAGUUCUGGCCCAAGAACAAGCGCAAGCAGUACCAGGUGUUCUGGAAGUACGGCGACAAGAAGUCCACCUGGACGCAGGUGCUCAUCACCCUGCCGCCGCUCAAGUACAAGUACCAGAUCCACCUGGAGGCGCGCAGGGGCAUGCGCGCCGCGGACAUGGCCGUGGACGACAUCACGCUCAGCCCCGAGUGCUUCGGCAAGAGGCUGCCGCCGGAGGAAGUCGGCGACUAUGACUACGACAAACCGGAGCCCCCAGAGCCCGUUGAACCGGACAUGCAUCGCGACUUCAUCAACAAGACGAUGUACGUGUUCUCCACGUGCGGCGCCAAAGGCAUGGCGGGCCCCACGCAGGCGCAGUGUGCCGCCGCCUACAACGGCACCGCCACCAACGUGACCGUCUUGUCCGAGGCGCCGUACGCUGGCGUGCAGCGCUGGGUCGUGCCGGAGACGGAGGUGUACACGAUUAUUGCUCGCGGCGCCAGCGGCGGCAGCGGCUCCGAGGGCCAGGGCUGGAGCCUGGCGGCCGAGUCGCGCAUCGUCCUGGACCUCAACAGCGGCGACGUGCUCUACAUCCUGGUGGGGCAGGAGGGCACCAGCACCUGUCGCAAGGGCGACGACUCGAACGGAGAGUGCCGCAGCUUCUUCAACGCGCCGUCCGACCCGCGCGACGUGCGCAAGCAGCUCAUGUACGGCGUGGACAACACGACGGGCGGCGGCGGCGGCGGCGGCGCCUCCUUCGUGUUCAGGCGAGUCAAGAGCGCGGGCCGGGCCCCGCAGCCGCUGGUGGUGGCGGCGGGCGGCGGCGGCCUGGGCAACAUCGGCCAGGAGCGGCACGGCGCGGACGACGAGCGGCAGCACGGCCACGGCGUCAACGAGUCGCGGACCGCCUCGGCCGGCGUGGGCUUCGGCGCCAGGCCCGCGGGCCCCGGCGGCGGCUGGCUGGCCUCCAACGUGUCGGACCGCGCCGGGCUGUCGCUGCUGCAGGGCGCGCUGGGCGGCCGCGGCUGCAAGAACAGCUCGUCCGGCAAGGGCGACGGCGGCUUCGGGGGCGGCGGCGGAGGCUGCGCCGCGGGGGGCGGCGGGGGCGGCUACUCCGGCGGCAACGCGUGGACGGAGCGCUACUACCACGGCGAGGGCGGCUACUCCGCCGUGCUGGAGGGCACGCUGCGCCAGGCCACGCCCGGCCUGCACGAGGGCAGCGGCAGGGUCGUCAUCAUCCCCGGGCUGGCGGGCUGCGACUGCGCCUACCGCUGCGCCGCGCUCAACGAGAAGCGCUCCCGCGUCGAGUGCGUGUGCCCGCCCGAGUGGAGGGUCAACGGCAACCUCUGCAAGCCCGAGGGCACGAGCAUCUACCACUACAUCAUCCCCGUGCUGGUGGGCGUCCUGGUGGUCAUGGUCAUCAUGAUGUGCGGCUGCGCGCUGUACACCUACAACAAGUUCCAGAGGCGCAAGGAGAUGCACCUUCGGCGCAAAGGGCCGACGGGCGCCGACCUCCAGCUGCGCAACCUGCGCAACGACCUGAUGACGGAGACCAACCCCAACUACGAGUUCGCCGGCGAGCGCUACACGCUGCGCGACCUCAAGGAGGUGCCCCGGGAGCACCUGCGCCUGCUCCGGGCGCUGGGCCAGGGCGCCUUCGGCGAGGUGUACGAGGGCCUGUACAAGAUGCGGCCCGGUGACGCGGUGGAGAUGCCCGUGGCUGUCAAGACUCUGCCCGAGCUGUCCACGCUCCAGGCCGAGAACGACUUCAUGCUGGAGGCGCUCAUCAUGGGCAAGUUCAACCACCCCAACAUCGUCCACCUGAUCGGCGUGUGCUUCGACAAGCACCCCCGGUACAUCGUGCUGGAACUGCUGUCCGGCGGCGACCUCAAGACGUUCCUGCGCGAGUCGCGGCCCCGGCCGGACCGGCCGGGAUCGCUGUGCAUGAAGGACUUGCUGGCGUGCUGCGUGGACGUGGCCAAGGGCUGCAAGUACCUCGAGGAGAACCGCUUCAUCCACCGCGACAUCGCGGCCAGGAACUGCCUGCUCACGGCCAAGACCCCCGGGCGCAUCGUCAAGAUCGCCGACUUCGGCAUGGCCAGAGAAGUGUACAUGUCGGAUUACUACCGGAAGGGAGGCAAGGCCAUGCUGCCGAUCAAGUGGAUGCCCCCCGAGGCCUUCCUCGACGGCAUCUUCACGGUCAAAACGGACGUCUGGUCCUACGGCGUGCUGCUGUGGGAGGUGAUGUCACUCGGAUACAUGCCGUACACGGGGUGCGCCAACCGCAACGUCAUGUCGCUGGUGGUGUCCGGGGGCCGGCUGGAGCCGCCGCCCAACUGCCCGCAGCCCGUCUACUCCAUCAUGACGUCCUGCUGGCACCCGGAGCCCCACAAGCGGCCCGAGUUCGCCACCAUCCUGGAGAAGCUGCUGGAGUGCCUCCAGGACCCGGAGAUAUUGUCCACGCCCCUUCGGCCUAUGAUAGGGCUGAGUGAGUCGGGCCUGCGCAUUAGGUAUAACCAUGACUUUGAGGCGAUGGCGAAGUCGAUUGCCCUAGUGCACGGCUGGCUAGAAGACUCCAAGGUCUGCUCCACCGACCCGGACGCGAUGCCGCCCUCGUUUAGCGUGGCGCCGUCGGCGUCCUCCGACUCGGCGGACAUGACGUCGGCCACGGGGCUGACCGUCGCGGAGCUGGACCGCCUGGAGCGCCUGGAGCGCUCGGCCGACUACCUGGUGCCCAUGCACACGGUGCCCGUCGGCAGCACCUCCCCGACGACGGGGCUGCCCCCCGCGCCGCCCCCGCCGCACCGACCGCCCCCGGGGCCGGCCCCCGGGGACGUCUGGAUGCCCGGCCACACGCCCACCCGCUCCCGGUCCAAGCAGCCGCUGCUGCAGGGAGACAGUUCCAGCUCCAGCCUGGGCAGCCUGCUGGGCAUCGACAAGGCCAUGCUGACGGGCAUGCCCACCCAGCACAGCCAGCACAGCCAGCACAGCCAGCAGCGCAACGGGCCGCUGCCCAACGGCAAGGACGUCGUCAAGGACGUCGUCAAGGACGUCGUCAAGGACGCCGGCAAGGACGCCGUCAAGAACCCCAACCCGCUGACGCUGGACGCGUCCCUGCUGGGGAAGACCUACGGCGUGGGCAAAUAUCGGACGGACGGGGAUGGUGCGCCGGCCCCGGCCCCGCUGCCCGUGGACUCGGAAAUCUCCUGUUGAAAUCCGACAGAACAGUGAAGAUUCCUUUAUCAGACUCUGUAGGGCGCGUCCGCUGGGCGCGCGAUGGCGCAUUCCAUUUCGGUAUGAAUUUAUAAAUUGUUUUUGAACGUGUGUGGGUGAAGAAGAUCGGCCGGUUCCGGUACUUAACGUUAUUCUAUACUAAGUCUAUAAUUUCUUCUAUGGUUGUGAAAUCUAGUCUCCCAAUUUCUGCCGCUCUAUCGCUGUUUGUUUCCUCAACGUGAAUACAGAAUGGUAGUCGCGAGAGAAACUGACAAAAAAAAGCAGCAUGUGCGUUUUUGUUGAUUUUUUUUAGAUACAAUUAAUUGCCUAAGAUAAUUUGUGAAAAGAGUAUGGUGAAAUUAUGUAUAAAUGAAUCAGCUUACGGUAAUAAAUUGAGUGUAAUUAACAUAGUACCUGAAGAACUAUUGCUGUAGAAAUAAAUAAGUUAUACUUAGUCAGAAAUUCAUUUUAUAUUGUACGUCCAUUUAAUACUCCGACUUUGCUGGCUACAUGUUAUUUUCAUGGUGAACAGAUAUAUUAAAUUUUACUUUGACUGUUGUGGGUGGUUCUGUGGCGCUUGAGAAGUGUGUUAAUGUCACUUCACAUGUGAGUGCAUUUGUUCAAGUUCUCUGAUUGUUUCUGAUAUAUCUCUUUGAUGUCGCUCUUAUCACAAAAUGCUAGCACCCCAUGUAAGAUUUUCAUCGUCCUUUACCAAUUUUAAUGAGCUUGUGUGGAAAAAUUAAUUUGUCUCCAAAGGCGCUAUGGGCUGAAACUCCAUUCUAGGACGCCAUUGAUGGUCCGGUUGUGUUAGUAGGCUUUUCCAACUCAGUCACUUAUCAACAAACUGCACAAGUGGUAAGCCACGUAUUUUUUCUAUUCUCUCAAACAUAUUUCAAUAUUUUUUCUUUUAAAUAAAGGUUUGGGCACUUGAUGUCUAAGGUUUCAUGACGCAAGAUCUGUAAUGCCUUCAGAUUAGCCCUAAUCUCAUCCAGUCUUGCGAUAUUGUACAAUAAUUCGAUCGGUUAAUAAACUUGCAUCUCUAAGAAAAUGCGCUGUAAGUCUGUAAGUUGGCUGACCAAGCCAAGAAACAGGAGCUAACUUCUUUUUCUUUUUAGCAAAUGCAAAUAAUUAUUAUUUUGAUUUUCUUGCAAUGGGCGCUAAGAGAUUUGUAGGGGGUAUGUACAGUGGAGUAACAGGGUCCUUCUUUUCCAAAAGAAGAGAAUAUUAUAGAAACAGAUUUUAGGAUUUCAUGGGAGGAGCAAAGUGAAGAAGACUGGAUGCCAUGAUGAUGUAAGAGAGCAAGCUAGAGUAAGGGUAGGGCUUAUGCUCAAAUUUUGUCUCAAUUGUGUUGCGUCUAAAAAUGAAAGAACAAGUGUUUAAGUUAAACUCUAUUGUGAAAGCAAUUCACUUUCUUUUUUGAGUGGGAACUGGGCUUAUUAGUAACAUUUAAGUUUUUUAACAAUUUUACCUGUCCAGCAAUCUGAACAAGCAUCAGCUAAAAACUUGAACUUAUUGUUGUGUCAUCAUAACAGGUGAUAGGAGAUCUCCUCAACAGACUUUUGUUACACUUCUAAGUAGCAGCGAUUCUGUAAAUCUAGCAUUUUAGCACUCAAUCGAAAAAUCAACUUCUCCGUUCUCUUUCUUUUCAUAUUUUAAUCUCAAGUUUAAAUUUCUUGUUGAAGUCGAAGCUGACAGUGGUUCUCUUGUAGAAGAACUCAUAAGUCCUUUUGUGUUAUUCCAUCUGCACACUUCGAUCGACACCCCUCUCAUUAUACAACCACCUUCCAAUUCUUAUGAAAGAUCGUUUUGUUUUUAAUGAAAAUGUACCACUUUUAGUCAGUGAGGAGGUUUUGUAGCGGAGCACAUGACCUAAAUUAAUUUGUCCCUUCCCUAAAAGAGGCAUUUGGUGUUUCAUUCGGUUUUCUUAUUAAUGAGGAUUCAUAUUUUUUUUCUUAACUCCACCAACCACCAUCAAAUAAGUGUUGUUUACUAUUUUUUAGAAUACUCCUUUCAUCUCUGCAUUAAACAAUGAGGACGAGUAGAUAUUAAGGAAUAUUUAGUACAAGUACACAAGUAAAAAAGACAAGCUCUGUUGAACUUCUGGUCUUUCAGCUGGUUUAAAAAGAUGUGUCACAGCCAUAACUGACAGUGGGGUCCAAAGGCUGUACAACUCCACAAGCACAGCUCCUACCCCUAUUUCCUGCACCCCCAUGUUGCCGAAAGGUUUUACUUCUCUUUUCCAUAAGUGUGAAAUAAAAAAAACCCAUCAGAUAAAACUAAUAUCCUGUACAUAAAUAAUUCAUGAACACAGCUGGAACAUAAAGAGAAUCACCUCAAUGUGAUGUUUGACGUUUAUAUUAUAACAAUAUAGAGAUUUAGUGUUUUCUAGACUUGAGCUUUCAGUAGAAAAUGUGUGGCUUUAAUUACUGAGAAACAACUGGCAUGACCUUUGCUUCACUCGACCUUAUCUGUUUUUCAUGCUCCUGUUUUCCUUAUUACUUGUAACAUACCUAAAUAUGAUGAAUAAGAGAUUAGAAGAUGUUUGAUGGACAUAAAAAGCAUUGAAUGUGGAAAAGCGAAACUUCUUACUAUUACUGUUAAUGUUUGCUUGGGUACAUUUUCUGGCGGCUUUACUGUUCAAAACUGUUGACUAGCUGCACACAUCGUAAAGGUGUGAAGUGCAAACUGAAAGAUAAGAUAUGUCCUGCACUUGCAUGAUAAGUCCAUAAUUUAAUAUUACAAGCAAAUUUCUGUACACAAAAGUGUCUGUGGAACUGGAUUGUCAUUCCACUACACUUUUUAAAAUGUUGACAGUAAGUAGUAGAAGUUAUUCAGGUUCAGAUUUGAAUUUUGGAAAGUACUUUAUAGAUAUGCAUGCACUGUAGAUCAACAUUCCACACAAGUUUGAAUGUUAUUUUUGUAAACUAAAUAGCUUUUCCUUAACAGUGCCAGCUCAAAGUAACAAAAUGUGUAAUGUUAAAGCUCUGUCUUAUUAAGUAUGCUUUGAAUAUUUUGUUCCCCAUUAUUUCAUAAUAAACUGCGUGUCUUUAUA
Thrips palmi is the source of this 7508-nucleotide messenger RNA. RefSeq names its product ALK tyrosine kinase receptor (gene Alk). NCBI's taxonomy places the organism in Eukaryota, Metazoa, Arthropoda, Insecta, Thysanoptera, Thripidae. The coding region runs from base 86 to 4456 and encodes 1456 amino acids. The transcript is spliced from 24 exons. Gene Ontology annotation, molecular function: protein binding; transmembrane receptor protein tyrosine kinase activity; ATP binding. Gene Ontology annotation, biological process: cell surface receptor protein tyrosine kinase signaling pathway; regulation of neuron differentiation; multicellular organism development. Gene Ontology annotation, cellular component: signaling receptor complex; membrane. The record is from RefSeq and is a predicted model, not a curated record.